Molecule: messenger RNA, 2809 nt
Organism: Acanthochromis polyacanthus (spiny chromis)
Lineage: Eukaryota; Metazoa; Chordata; Actinopteri; Pomacentridae
Exons: 2
Coding region: 195-530 (111 amino acids)
Source: RefSeq, a predicted model, not a curated record
GACUGUCGUGCAUCACACAGCUGAGGAGAGGUUGAAGAGUCGACACGCACAACCGGACAGGCCCCUCUGUCAGUGGGUUUCCCAUCCCCGGGAGUCCAGGGAGUGGAGCUUUACAGAGAGAGACAGAGAGCCAAGUGUUAACUGGCCUUGAACUCAUCUGAUUUAGCAGGAAUACCAUUGUGGAAGGCUCCAGAAUGAUUUUCAGACUCCCAAGACUGACUCCCGGCUACAUCAGGCUGCUGCAGACCCAGGCCUACCACAAUGUGUCUGUGACGCCUCCAGCUGAGAAGUCCGUGCCUGGUGUGGCCAUGCUGCUGGGGGCCGUGGGGAUCGGGAUGUGUGGCUACAGCUCCAGGCAGUUGGCCCUCUACCACCGGCCCUCCGCCCGUGUGCUGCAGUGGGUUGGCACCCACACCGAUGCCGGCACAGUGGCCCUUCGGAGCCCUGUCCCAGAUGUAGCUCGCCGGGCUGGUACCAAUCAGGAGAUCCCACCUCUCUCCUUUGUGGGCGAGAAAGUUCCAUCGAAGUAAAGCGGUGAUGAUAGCUUGGAUUUAGAACAGCCGGCAUCACAGGUUGAAUUUCAGUAACUACACUUAUGCUUGUCUGAGAUUGUAGCUAUGCUGGCCCGUUGCACUAAUGUGGCCCAUGUGCUCUCUAAAGACGCGUGAGUGUGGAUAUCUGACUGAACCUGUAUGCUGGCAGACAACUGGAAAAGAUAUCUUGUAGUGACAUGGAAAUCUGUAACCAGCACAACACAUACAAGGAUAGUUUACAUUCAGCUGCACUGUAUUCACUAAUAUUAGACUGUUAAAGCAUUGAGAGGCAUGAACCAUUACGAAUGAUUGGAUGAGUAUGUAACUGAUGCUGGAACUUCCCAAAGACUGUUGCUGAAUGUGGCUUGAAUGAGCGAACGUGUUUAAUUUGGAGACAUUGUGUGUCUUGUUGAGUCCUGGCAUAGAGAGGGACUGAUGCUUGGCAGUGUCCCUCUGCACACAGAUGGUUGGCAACCCUCUUUCUGUGACCUCCCCCCUCUCCUUUCCAUCCUUCCCCAGGCAGAAGGCCAUGUGUAAGUGCUUGAGCAGCCCACCCCAGCCCAUGCCUUCAGUUGAUUUCCUCUGAGGAGGAGCAGGUGCCGUCCAUCAACAAGCCUUGGCGUUGUACCACGCGGUCCACAAUGGCUGUCAAUCAAGACAGAGCGGUGGACGCCGCAAUCUGGCUCGAAUCAGUGACUGGUGUCUCCUGUUCUUGGUAAAUUUUUCCAAGAAUUUGGUCAGAGUGGUGAAGAACAGCACAUAUGACAACACAUAUGAUAUCAAAAAACACUCCCACAGAUACAUCUUGCUGGAUUAAGAGUCCAACUUUGCCUGGCUCAGACAGGCGGCAGGCAGACAAGGUGGAAUGGUGAUUCCUCCAGGAUAAGCCUGUGUCCUCGGUGGGGAUUAACCCUGCUGGAAAAUCAUUCCUGGCACACACACACUCAUUAACCUAAUCUGGCAUUAGAGAGACAAGGACUCGUGAGAAGCAGACAGUUCCUGGGCAUCCCGACAUUGUACCAUUCCCCCUGCAGUGUCCACCGUUCGUCUCACUGUCAUACAUGGGUGUAUGCAUUAUGAUGCACAUUUGUGGUUAAAAUGUAGCAGUGAAAAAGGGACUUGAGACUUGGCGAGACACUGAGUGUGGUUGAGAAUGAGUGCUGUGCCUUACGGGUUGCUCGGGAUUAGACUGUCUUUAUUUAUGUCGACCAUGAGCAUCUAUCAGAUGUGGUGGUGACACAAGUCAUAAAUGGAGAGUUUUAUUUCUCCACAAGCAGGAGGGUAAGAGGAAAAAAGAAGGUUCCCAGGCAUUGUGAAAAGGGAGGAUUCUGAGAAAGUCCCGUGUUUCAUCAGUUAGAGGUCAGCCAGACCUUGUAAUCCUUUUUUUUCCCCCCUUAGCUGAAGAACCAUCCUCUUCUGUCUGCCAAAUUGGACAAGCGGCUGGUGGUGGUAGGUUGAGAGUUUUUAGGCCCCCAAUAAUGGCCCUCCAGUACCCUGGUGCAGCAGGUCACCAACAAAACGGUCGUAAUCCACUCAGCAGAGCAAGCUAAUGGCUUCAACUGGCAUCAGGCACUGAACAAUUGGUCACCUUACCCUGGACACAGACUGACAUCCAUAAACAAUUUCAUAAUGGGUGUAGAAUAGCAGGAUAUUCAUAGGGAAACACACAGGGUAAAGUGGGGCAUCGCUCUGUUUUCACAUGCAUGUCUGACUUGAUCUGUUCUAAAAUCAAAGUCUGAAAGAAUUUGUCACACUACUGCAUUCUACAGUUAUGUUCAGGCGUUGCACUCCCCGGAGUUCUGAAAUCGAUGUGGGUUUGGGCUGGAGGCUGUGUAAUGCACCUGGCUGGUUUUGAUGGAUUCUCUCCAUACUGCAGUGGUGCACACUGAGCACAGAGCACUGUGAAAACCUAUUGAUCUCAAUCAGAGAGUGAGGGAGGAGAGCUUGUCUCCUCACUGCAGAAAACUUCCCCUUUCGCUCAGCACUGUAGAGUUUAUGAGGGGGAACUGCCAGGAUAGAAGGAAUACCUGAAAACUUGUUUGCUGUUGGAAUAAAAAAAAAAGAUAUAAAUGCAAGGGAUGUUUGACGGCCCAGUGUUCAUCUGUCAGCUCGCUGCGUGUCACACAUCAGUGCUCAUCCAUCACAGUUCGUGAAGGUCUACAAACUGGAGUUCAGCUGUGCCCAAUAAAGGAGAGAUUCGUUCUGUUAGUCAAAUAAUCAAUAUUUAAUGAAAAGAUGUUGGAAGAGAUUUGUGAAAUAAAAGCAGUUGGCAAACA